GCAUCUGAAUUCUCACAGCAAAGGUGUCACUGUUGCAGAGAGAGAGAGAGAGAGAGAGAGAGCUUGCGGUCGACGCAAAGAAAAAAUGGUGAACUUGAUGCUGACGAUCAGCGCAGAGCUUGAGAACCUAACCAAUCUCGAACCUCAAGGUGGUUGUGAUGACCCCAACUUCUCAUACUUCUUCAAGUUGAAGUGCGGAAGAUGCGGAGAACUGAGCCAAAGGGAAACCUGUGUUUCUUUAAACGACACCGUUCCUCUCCCCGUUGGCAAGGGCACCACUCAUCUCAUUCAAAAGUGCAAAUUUUGUGGCAGGGACGGUACUGUGACAAUGAUCCAAGGCAGAGGUAAACCACUCACUCAGGAAAUGAGUGAAUCGGGGAAGUAUGCUCCGUUGAUGUUAUUUGACUGCAGGGGCUAUGAUCUAGUAGAUUUUGUAUUCGGUAGUGGAUGGAAAGUUGAGUCGCUGCAGGGAACCAAGUUUGAGAAUGUUGACUUGUCAAGUGGAGAAUUUGCCGAAUAUGAUGAGAAGGGAGAGUGUCCUGUCAUGAUAUCCAAUCUUCGAGCUACUUUUGAUGUGGUGAAAUAGAGAGAACUAGUUUGCUGUUUGAAUAUUUUGUUGGUGUAUAAAUUUGUCUGUUCUCUUUUGGAUGGGCUUAUGAGCUCUUACAUCAUAAUUAUGCAAGAAAUUUGUGGGAUCUUCUAACAUUACAUGUUAAGCCUGUUGUAUUUCUUGAAGAGGAGAAAAGACACCUUCCAAGUUCCAAGUGAUUGAAGAAAGUUCACUUUUCAUUUCAUGUUUUGAAAUGUAUAUUUUUUUAAGAAAAAUGCUAGCAACACACCACCUGUACUACAUUUUCUUACUGUUGAUUAAAUUUUAUUAAAAAU
Abrus precatorius (Indian licorice) is the source of this 885-nucleotide messenger RNA. RefSeq names its product UPF0587 protein C1orf123 homolog. Bases 86 to 586 code for a protein of 166 amino acids. Lineage: Eukaryota; Viridiplantae; Streptophyta; Magnoliopsida; Fabales; Fabaceae. Gene Ontology annotation, molecular function: zinc ion binding. The transcript has 4 exons. The record is from RefSeq and is a predicted model, not a curated record.